Messenger RNA from Adineta ricciae, 435 nucleotides. NCBI's taxonomy places the organism in Eukaryota, Metazoa, Rotifera, Eurotatoria, Adinetida, Adinetidae. The record is from the annotation of a GenBank genome assembly.
AUGUCGUCCAAAAAAUUUUCAUUUUCUUAUCAUUCUUUCCUUGCCACGUGGUCUUUGGUUUCGAAUAAAUUCAAGAACGAAGAAUGCCCGUCGAAGUUGAUCUCACAUCCAACUAGAGAUGAUAUAAGCAAAUAUCAAAAGUUAAAUGCAACCAUCGUUGGCAUAUCAGUCGACUCCUUAUUUGCACUCGGUAAAUUUCGUGAAGAACAAAAGCUUCCGUUCGACCUCUUAUCCGAUUUCAACAAAGACGUUGCAACAAAAUACGAUUCACUCUAUGAACAAUUUCCGAAGUUUGGUUUGAAAGGUGUUACCAAACGCAGUGCAUUCGUUAUUGAUAAACAAGGUGUUGUUAAAUAUGCUGAAGUGUUAGCUGAUGCAAGCAAAGUACCCGAUUUCGAUAAAAUCAAAGAAGUAUUAGAAAAUUGCGGCCAAUGA